Molecule: messenger RNA, 1689 nt
Organism: Medioppia subpectinata
Lineage: Eukaryota; Metazoa; Arthropoda; Arachnida; Sarcoptiformes; Oppiidae
Source: the annotation of a GenBank genome assembly
CUGGACGACAAGCAUAGGAGACGGUCGUCGGCCGACAAACUGAGCGAUAGGUUUAAAAAGUCUGGAGUACCGGUCCCUCUACCAGACCGGCCCAGAAUCGUCAAAAUGACCGACAAUGAUGUGACCCUCUCAUGGCUGCCAUCCGUUCCCAUUCAGCCCAGAAUUCCUGUCACUUAUAUAAUAGAGUUCUGUAGGAUUCCGGACGGAGAGUGGUUUGCGUAUAGAACUGGAAUUCAAGACAAUCAGUGCACUGUUGACGGACUUAGUCCUGGAGUAGACUAUGGUUUCCGCACACGUGUGGAGAAUAAGUACGGAAUCAGUGAUCCAUCGCCUGCUGUCACCGCAUACAGGAGUAAACUCCGGCCCUCAACAGAACUCGGAGAUCAUAAGCCAAAGGGCUAUGACUUAACGCACCCGGACUNUCAUAAGCCAAAGGGCUAUGACUUAACGCACCCGGACUUUGACAGAUCAGAGGGUGCGCCGCGAUUCUUAGGUGAACACGAGGAGACCCUGUAUGCGGUGAAAGGCGAACCCGUGACCCUUGAGUUCUGGAUAUAUUCACAUCCGGACGCCAACAUUAUUUGGCAGUUUGAGGACCAAAAGAUACAAAUGGGAUCGGGAGGAAGGUUUGACACAUUGCAGGACAGGGGCGGACAGAACUGUCUAUUCCUGACCAAAAUGACCGAGGGUGAUGUGGGCUGGUAUACAUGUGUGGCCACCAAUAUUCACGGCUCGGAUAUGCGAAAAAUAAAGGUAUUGUUAGCCGAAGCGCCCGUCUUUACCAAACGCUUCGACGAGACAACAGUCUUAAACCGAAGACACGCCCGCUUUGAGUGCUCUGUCGUCGGUAUACCUCAGCCAACGGUCCGAUGGUUUAAGGACUGGCAGCCAAUGCACGAAUCGGAUCGCAUCAAAAUCCUAUGGGAGUCUCCAGACAGAGCCACUCUCUUCAUCAACGGAUCCAUUGNAGCCAACGGUCCGAUGGACUGGCAGCCAAUGCACGAAUCGGAUCGCAUCAAAAUCCUAUGGGAGUCUCCAGACAGAGCCACUCUCUUCAUCAACGGAUCCAUUGUUAAAGAUUCCGGACUUUACUCGUGUUUGGCCUCCAAUAUCGCGGGUCACGCCUCCAUCUCAGCGAUGCUCAACAUUGAGGAGUCAGAACUAGAAUACGAUAAAUACACGUUUGGUUACAAUAAGUUCAUAAAAGCCAAGACUAAGCCAUUUGAGGCCUAUUACGACACGGGAGACGAGUUGGGUCGGGGCACUCAAGGCAUUGUCUACCACGCGGUCGAGAGGGCCACCGGCCGGAGCUUCGCCUCGAAGAUGAUGCACGCGAGGGGAGACAUGAAAGAGCACAUGACUGCCGAACUCGAAGUGAUGAAUCAAUUGGGAUAUCAUCCACGAGUGACCCGUCUGUGGGACGCAUUCGCGUCGACACCCAAUUCGCUGACUCUCGUCACAGACCUGUGCGGAGGCGGAGAACUUAUGAAAGCUAUCCUCCAAAAGGGGUCCAUCACUGAGAGUGAAGUCGCGCUUUAUAUCCGACAGAUUCUCGAAGGACUCGAUUAUUUGCACUUUAAAAAUAUCGCUCAUUUCGGUCUCAAUAUUGGCGACGUUUUGCUCGAACGGAUCAAUGGAAGCGAUAUAAAGAUCGCAGACUUUGGUUUAGCUCAACGUAUUAUUCCAGGC